Messenger RNA from Podarcis raffonei (Aeolian wall lizard), 733 nucleotides. RefSeq names its product tigger transposable element-derived protein 1-like. Bases 131 to 733 code for a protein of 200 amino acids. Gene Ontology annotation, molecular function: DNA binding. The record is from RefSeq and is a predicted model, not a curated record. NCBI's taxonomy places the organism in Eukaryota, Metazoa, Chordata, Lepidosauria, Squamata, Lacertidae. Gene Ontology annotation, cellular component: nucleus. The transcript is spliced from 3 exons.
GGCUGUGAAGACGGAGGGCUACGUUCCACAGCAGGUCUUCAACUGCGACGAGACCGGGCUGUUUUGGAAGAGGAUGCCCAAAAGGACUUUCAUCACAUAGGAGGAGGCCAAGUUGCCUGGCCACAAGCCCAUGAAGGACCGUCUGACCCUGCUCUUCUGUGCCAAUGCAAGCGGCGACCUGAAGAUCAAGCCCCUGCUGGUGUACCACUCGGAGAACCCACGGGCCUUCAAGAAACACAAGGUCGACAAGGAGCAGCUGAGUGUCAUGUGGCGAUCCAACAGUAAGGCUUGGGUCACACGUGUGCUGUUUGUGGACUGGGUCAAUCUUGCUUUUGGCCCUGCUGUCAAACAGUACCUGCUGGACAACAACCUGCCGCUGAAGGCUUUGCUUCUGAUGGACAAUGCUCCUGCUCAUCCUAAAGGCCUUGAGGUGGACUUGCUGGAGGAGAUCAGCCAGAGAAAUUUGAAUUGCGCUUGGCGCAGCCUGUGGCCGGACUGUGUGGCACCAAGUGACUCUGAUGCACCAGAGUCAACAGUGGUGCAGGACAUUGUUGCCUUGGGGAGGACCAUGGGCCUGGAGGUCACAGAGGAGGACAUCAGCGAGCUGGUGGAGGAGCACGACCACGAGCUGACCACCCAGGAGCUGGUCAAACUGCAGGACCACAAAGCUGCCUACCUAGCUCUUGACACAGCCCAUCCACGUUGGAUAUCAGAAGGAGUAAAAGAUGAGUAA